UCUCAGCUGGUAUCAGCGGGAUAGCAGCAAACGAUGGAAGACUCGCCCAGAUGUUGAACCUAGGCUACGCCUUUCUGUUUGCGUAGCGUAUGUAAACUCAGGUCAUGCUGUAUAAGAAGCCAGUAUUAAUAUUCGCGUCCAUGCCGAAUUUCAAUGGCAGAACGAAAGCAGUUGCAAUUCUGCCACGUCGGGUAUCGGUCAAACGUACAACGAAUGUGGAAAGAGACUACCACUUCUACCAUCCAGCCCUAAUAAUACAGACUUGCAGAAACCCAACAUGAAGUUCUGUGCAAGACAACUUUCUGAGCGGAAGAUAUUGGUGGAUAUUUUAGCCAUUCUUUUUGGCAUUGGAACCUGGAUUGCAGUAAAUGGACUGUUUGUCCAGCUGCCUCUGCUUGUGCAGACACAACCUGAAGGAUGGAAUCUCCCAUCAUACAUAUGUAUUAUUAUACAAAUUGCAAACAUUGGACCUUUAUUGUAUGCAAUUCUGCAGAAAACCUUUCCAGGAGUAUUAAGGGAUAGUAUCAUAAUAUAUGCAAUACUCUUAAUUGGAACUGUUGCUCUUUUGUUACUGCCAUUCCUCUACAAAGAGACUACUUACAUCGAUGGUGAAGAGCACAGCACAGCACUGCUUGCACUUUCAUUUUUUAUUGCUUUAGUGGGCUGUACCAGUUCAGUACUCUUUAUGCCUUUUAUGAGAAACUAUAAAGAAAUGUAUUUGAUUUCUUAUUUUGUUGGAGAAGGACUUAGUGGGUUUCUACCAAGCAUUGUGGCUCUAGUACAAGGGGUAGGAGGAAAUCCUAUUUGCGUGAAUCAGACUCUCACAAAUUCAAGUAAUCAAAAUGGAAAUUCAGAGGUUACUCUUGUUCCAUACACACCACCACCAAAUUUUUCGACAACAGCUUUUCUUUUCUUCCUUUUUGGAACACUUUUCAUCAGUACUAUUUCUUUCGCAUUACUGAAUAAUCUACAGACGUGCAAAGAUGAGAAAGUUCCUUCUCCAGAUGAAAACACUUCACGACAGAGAGAGAAAGCAUCAGAUACACAAGAAGAGUCAGGUCUUAAUGAUGGACUAUUAAGUCAACAAAGUACAUGUGAAGAAUUGAAAGAUCUCUGUACAACACCUACAACAGAAGUGUUCCAGCAACCAAGAGAGAUGAUGUCAGUAACAGCAACAUUAUCACCCUGUAGUUAUUAUUGUUUGAUGUUCUUGAUGGCAUGGGUUUGUGCUUUUGGAAAUGGAAUAUUCCCAAGCAUUCAGUCAUAUUCUUGCUUACCAUAUGGCAACAUAGCAUACCAUCUGUCUGUCACAUUGUCAAGCAUGGCUAAUCCAGUGGCAUGCUUUCUCGGAUUUUUCCUGCCAUACUCCUCAAUCAGGGCAAUAUCAUCCCUAACAGCAUUCAGUACUGUUUUUGCAAUAUACAUAGGUAUUACUGCAGUCAUGAGCCCUACACCUCCACUAGUUGGAUAUACGAGUGGAGAAUUCCUUGUGGUUACUUCAUGGAUCCUUUUCACGGGAGGCAUUUCCUAUAUCAAGAUGUCAAUAGCAUCUCUGUUUCGCCGAGAGGAAGGUCGAGCUUUGGUCUGGUGUGGUGCAGCACAACAAAUGGGUUCUGCUGUUGGAUCUGUUGUUAUUUUCAUCUUAGUUAAUUAUUCAGACAUUUUUCACUCUUACAGCCCAUGCUGACACCAAGUUGAAAUUAUGUCUCAUGUUUUAAACUCCUGUACAAAGAUCAGUAUUAUGCAUUUGCCUGUAUGAGUAUUAUGACUGGUUAUGCGAUGACUUUUGUAGUGUGUUGUAUAUGAAAUUUUUUUUUAUAUGUAAAAUAAAUUAUUCUUUUUU
Schistocerca serialis cubense is the source of this 1843-nucleotide messenger RNA. RefSeq names its product solute carrier family 52, riboflavin transporter, member 3-B-like. Bases 278 to 1687 code for a protein of 469 amino acids. The record is from RefSeq and is a predicted model, not a curated record. The transcript has 3 exons. Gene Ontology annotation, molecular function: riboflavin transmembrane transporter activity. NCBI's taxonomy places the organism in Eukaryota, Metazoa, Arthropoda, Insecta, Orthoptera, Acrididae. Gene Ontology annotation, cellular component: plasma membrane. Gene Ontology annotation, biological process: riboflavin transport.